Striga asiatica is the source of this 1739-nucleotide messenger RNA. The record is from the annotation of a GenBank genome assembly. Lineage: Eukaryota; Viridiplantae; Streptophyta; Magnoliopsida; Lamiales; Orobanchaceae.
AUGAUAUUGAAUUGUUUUUGCGUUUCUGGGACAAUGCAGAGCACGUUCCCACCUCAACGCCCCGCCGAGUCGACUCACCACCGUCUAAUUGAAUUCGUCAAAACUGCCCUCAUCAACAUCUUCGUCUCCCCUUACGCCACCGUAUCGCUCCCUGCCUCUCUCGUAUGUGAUUUGUAUUGUGGGAAAGUAACUGAUGAGGAAAAGUGGGAUGAAGCUCAGAUUGGUCACUAUAUUGGCAUUGACGUAGCGACGUCUGGAGUUAGUGAAGUGCGGGAAGCCUGGGAGAGUCGACACAAGGCUUACACUUCUGAGUUUCUCGAGUUUGAUCCUUGCAUUGAAGAUGUUGACUUGCAUUGGAAGAACAAGGAAAACCAGGCUGACAUUGUUUUUUGCAUGCAACAUUUGCCGUUAUGUGUUGAAACUGAGGAGAAACUGAGGAGACUGUUGCACAAUGUCUCAUCUUUGUUAAAGCCAGGAGGUUACUUUCUCGGUAUUACUCCCGACUCAUCUACUAUAUGGGCCAAGUACCAGAAGAAUGUUGAAGGAUUUCACAAUAAGAGUGGUGGAAUUAAGCCCAGCAAUUUUCCAAACUCCAUUAGAUCGGAGAGCUACAUGAUCACCUUUGAGGUUGAGGAAGAGAAGUUCCCAUUUUUUGGUAAAAGGUACCUGCUGAAAUUUGCGGGUGACAUGUCCAGUGAGACUCAUUGUCUUGUACAUUUCCCAAGUUUAAUCAGGUUGGCUAGAGAGGCUGGUAUUGAUUACAUAGAGAUACAAAAUUUGACCGACUUUUAUGAUGACAACAGAACAGCUUGUUGUGCCUCUAGUAUGGGACCUGUUAACUUUAUGCUUCUUGUAAGUAUAGAUGUGAGGGUGCUCAUGUUAUCAACCUGGCUCUUAAGAGCACAACUGGCAGGGUUGCUCAUGGACGCUGGUCAUAAUUUCGUUGAUCCAAGGGGGCGGCUUCUUCCAAGAUCAUAUGAUGUUUUAGGUCUAUACACUGUAUUCAUCUUUCAGAAACCAGAUCCAGAUAUUGCCCCACCUCUCAUGACCCCAUUGUUGGAAGAUGGAAGCCACAAUCAUGACGAGGCAAGUGUUGUGGUCAAAAUUUUCCUCCAAGGUCCUGAAACUGCUUUAAGCACAAGGACUUCUGGUUCCUUUGAAGUUUAUCUGGUGGUGAAAACUAGAGCAGCUUUGAUGCCACCAAGAGAGCGGCAAGCCGCUUUAUGGAGAGAGGAUGACAAGAAUACACAGCCUGAGUCGAGUUCAGGACUGGCUAAAAUAACUGAACAGAAAGGCAUAUUAGGCCCUGGUCCAGUUGAGCUGCGGUUCUCAGAAGCUCUUUGAGUAUUUCAUUAAAGGGACCAACGAGUUAUUUACGCAUCAAUAUUUAUGAGAUGUAAAGGUUCUGGAGGUGCAAUUUUUGUUAUCAUUUUCUACGUGGGAAUUUUUGUUCAAGGUACUUCCGCCCCUUUCUCUCUCUCUAUCUGGAAUGUACUAGAAAAAAUGUAAUAUUAUUAUGAGAGUAAAUAGACAGACAACUAAAUUAUCUUUUCCCCUCAUUAAAAGACUAUUUGUUGCGUGGAAAAAGCUAACAUAUCAAAAGUUUGUAGUAUACUUUGGUUGUGUACGUGGGUCAUCGCAAAACGCGACUUGAUUGCUAAAUUUCGGACAGCUGCGAAGUAAGUGGGUUAAUGACACCAAAAUAUUUAAUAUUUUCGUUUAGUCUUUCUAUAUUUUUU